Gigantopelta aegis is the source of this 5345-nucleotide messenger RNA. Its product is annotated as ubiquitin-like modifier-activating enzyme 1. Lineage: Eukaryota; Metazoa; Mollusca; Gastropoda; Neomphalida; Peltospiridae. Gene Ontology annotation, molecular function: SUMO activating enzyme activity. The transcript has 28 exons. Gene Ontology annotation, cellular component: cytoplasm; SUMO activating enzyme complex. Bases 282 to 3425 code for a protein of 1047 amino acids. Gene Ontology annotation, biological process: protein sumoylation. The record is from RefSeq and is a predicted model, not a curated record.
UAAACAAAAACCUGGGAAAGAAAACAAAAAGUGUAGGCUACACGUUUCGAUAAAUAUUUUAAACGAAAAAUCUCAAAACACAAAGUACUUUGAUGUAAUAUUUUUCAUAACAAAGAACGAUUUCAUAAUUGAAUUAGCAGUUUUUGGACAUCAGUAGCCGUUCUAAAUGAUAAACUAUUGAAAUAACGUUGGCGUAUGAUUUGAUGGCAGCACCCCUACCAUGCAUUGACUGGUAAUCUAGCUUAAUCUACCAAAUCACACCUGCCAAACAGAAAUCACAGAUGUCCAAUAGUACCGAUACACCUCCUGCCAAGAGACCUCGGAUUGAAAUCAUUGGUUCUAACUGCACAGCUGUUAACACUGUCUUAGAUAACAAUACGGUGAAUAUGGCUAGAAAUGGUGCAACCAACGAGAUUGACGAAGGUUUAUAUUCCAGACAACUAUAUGUUCUUGGUCAUGAAGCAAUGCGUCGAAUGGCCAACUCUAACAUCCUCAUAUCUGGAAUGAAAGGACUUGGCAUUGAAAUUGCUAAAAACGUUGUACUUGGUGGUGUGAAAUCUGUCACUGUACAUGACACGGGGAAUACAACUUGGUUUGACCUUUCUUCACAGUUUUUCCUACGUGAAUCAGAUUUGGGAAAAAACAGAGCAGAAGUCAGCCAGCCACGUUUAGCAGAACUGAAUGGCUAUGUCCCAGUGAAUGCAUAUACAGGGGAAUUAGAAGAAGAAUUUCUCUCCAGUUUUCAAGUGGUCUGCUUGACAAAUUCAGACCUGGAUGAGCAGCUGAGGAUUGGUGAAUAUUGUCAUCACAAUGGAAUCAACUUCAUUGUCGCAGAUACAAAAGGCUUAUUUGGGCAGAUUUUCUGUGAUUUUGGAGAUGAAUUUGUGAUUACAGAUGUUGAUGGUGAACAACCAACAAACAACAUGGUGGCAUCAAUUACAAAGGACAAAGAUGGUAUUGUGGCCUGCAUUGAUGAAACUAGACAUGGUUUUGAAGAUGGAGAUUAUGUUACCUUUUCUGAAGUGAAGGGUAUGACAGAACUUAAUGGCUGUUCUCCAGUGAAGAUCAAAGUUCUAGGUCCAUACACAUUCAGCAUUGGUGACACAACUAGAUUUUCAGACUACCUAAGAGGUGGAAUUGUGACAAAAGUGAAAAUGCCCAAAACAAUCAAAUUUAAAUCAAUGAAGCAUGCCAUUCAGAGCCCAGAAUUUAUUGUAACAGAUUUUGGGAAAUUUGAUCGUCCUGCUCAGUUGCAUAUUGCAUUUCAAACAGUUACACAUUUUGUCAAACAAAAAGGACAUUUACCCAAGCCGAGGUGCAAGUCUGAUGCCGAUAGCUUUCUGAAGAUAUUCAAGGAAGUAAACGAGAGUUCUUCAGCUAAAUGUGAGGAAAUAGAUGAGGAUCUCAUUCGAGAAUUUGCCAUGACAUGUCAGGGUGAUAUCUGCCCUAUUGCUGCUGCCAUUGGUGGUAUUGCAGCCCAAGAAAUCAUGAAAGCUUGCACUGGGAAAUUUAGUCCUGUUUAUCAGUAUCUGUAUUUUGAUGCCACAGAAUGCCUUCCCGAAAACCGAGACUCACUAACAGAAGAGUUGUGUAAACCUGUGAACUGUCGAUAUGAUGGUCAGAGGGCUGUGUUUGGAGAUACAUUCCAGAAAACAUUGGGCAAUCUUCACUAUUUCCUGGUGGGAGCUGGAGCCAUUGGAUGUGAAAUGCUGAAGAACUUUGCUAUGAUUGGUCUAGGGUGUGGUGAGAAAGGCAAAGUCAUUGUGACAGACAUGGACAGUAUUGAGAAAUCUAACUUAAACAGACAGUUUCUUUUCAGACCCUGGGAUGUUCAGAAAUUGAAAUCAAGGACGGCUGCUAAAGCAGUAAAAGACAUGAAUCCAUUUAUGCAUAUUGAUGCCAAGGAGGACCGAGUUGGUCCAGAAACAGAAAAUGUGUACACAGAUGACUUUUUUGAAGCUCUUGAUGGAGUAGUAAAUGCACUUGACAACAUUGAUGCAAGAAUGUACAUGGACCGGAGAUGUGUUUAUUACCGAAAACCUUUGUUGGAGUCCGGCACACUGGGAACAAAAGCAAAUGUUCAGGUGGUCAUUCCCCAUAUCACAGAAUCCUAUUCAUCAUCACAAGAUCCGCCAGAAAAAUCUAUUCCCACUUGCACUUUGAAGAACUUCCCUAAUGCGAUUGAACACACUUUACAGUGGGCCAGAGAUGAAUUUGAAGGAUUGUUUGUCCAACCAAUGGAGAGUGCACAGCAGUACAUAACUGAUUCGAAGUUUGUAGAAAGGACGCUAAAACUUCCUGGUUUUCAAGCUUUUGAUACUCUUGACGCUGUGAAGAAAACACUUGUAGAUGAUAGACCAACUUCAUUUCAAGAUUGUGUGAAAUGGGCUCGCCAUCUUUAUCAAAAGAAUUACAUCAACCAGAUUUCCCAGUUGCUAUAUAAUUUCCCAGCUGAUCAGCUGACAAGUGCUGGUGCACCUUUUUGGUCUGGUCCCAAAAGAUGCCCUCACCCGAUACCCUUUGAUCCACAUAAUGAUUUGCAUCUGGAUUAUGUGAUUGCUGCUGCAAAUCUCAGAGCUGCAAUAUAUGGAUUCAAGCCGUCUCGAGACCGUAAAGCGAUAAGAGAGAUGGUGUCCAAAAUAUCCGUGCCAGAGUUCAAACCAAGGUCAGGUGUUAAGAUUGCUGUAACAGAUGCUGAAGCUCAAGCAAGACAGAAUGAUAUCUGUGAUGGGGAUCAAAUUGAAGGAGUUCUGAAAUCCAUUCCAUCUCCAGAGAAACUGAAACAAGUGAAAGUGACACCACUUCAGUUUGAAAAGGAUGAUGAUUCAAAUUUCCACAUGGACUUUAUUGUCGCAGCAUCAAAUCUUCGAGCUGAGAAUUAUGACAUUGCACCAGCUGACCGUCAUAAGAGCAAGUUAAUAGCUGGAAGGAUCAUUCCUGCAAUUGCUACAACAACAGCCAUGGUAGUUGGCUUGGUUGGACUUGAGCUGUACAAGCUUGUUCAAGGCCACAAAAAGGUGGAACUCUACAAAAAUGGUUUCGCCAAUUUGGCUCUGCCAUUUUUUGCAUUUUCUGAACCACUUUUGGCACCCAAAAACAAGUACUAUGACACUGAAUUUACACUGUGGGAUAGAUUUGAAGUACAAGGUGAAAUGACACUUCAACAGUUCCUAGACUAUUUUCAGAACAAAUACAAUUUGGAAAUCACCAUGUUAUCCCAGGGAGUGUGUAUGCUGUACUCAUUUUUUAUGCAGCCAGCCAAGCGAGAAGAGAGAAUGAAUUUGGUAAUGUCUCAAGUAGUGAUCAAAGUUUCCAAGAAGAAGCUACCUUCACAUGUCCAUGCCCUUGUUCUAGAGAUCUGCUGCAAUGAUAAAAAUGGUGAAGAUGUUGAAGUGCCCUAUGUAAAAUACAGUCUACCCAAGUAGUGCACGUGCAAGUGAAUUCACGUGUAGAACAUUGAUUUUUGCAAAGCAGGAUAUCCUUGCAUUGAAUGUUUACUGAGAACAUGUGUAGUGUUUAUUUAUAGGGAAAAAGCUAUUUGCCUUUAGCCACAAACCUGAAACCUGCAACAGCUUUUGCAUUUACAUUACUAUUAAAAUAAACAUGCUCCAUCAGUGAUGCUUCUUUUUAUGCUGAUUAAUAUCUGUAAUUAACUAAAAAGUAUUUAUUAAAUUGCCUGCAUGUUUGAUAGGGUUACAAUGGGUUUGGGUGGCUUCCCCCAUGGCAAAUGCACUAAUUUGUAGUGAAACAUUUUUUACUUUCAGUUUUUUUUCGCUGUUAGUAAAUUAUUAUUACUGUGUGCAUAGUACUUGUAAUUUAGUAUAUUUUUCUCCCUAUCACUGUUAAUUUUUUUGUUCUUUUUUUUUGUUUUGGUGGGGGAGGAGGGUGAAAGUAAAAAUCUAAAUAUUAUUUAAUUAAACAAGAUAUUGUUAAUUACAUCUCUCCUUAUUUUUGCCAUAUAUUUUGUGGCUGAUUGCAGGUUUGAAGAAUAACUAUUGAGCAAUUGCUGAGAUUAACUGUCCAGAGUAAAUUAAUGUUGUAAAUGUUGGCAAGGGUUUUAUGCUAAUUUAUGAGGGACAAAUAAUUUUUAAUGCUUAAAUUGGUUAUUUUCUUUAUUACUCAUUGUCAUUUAAAACUGUUAAAAUUCCCUCUGCUGUCUAAAGGAUUUCCAAUAGCCAUAUCCCUAAGCAUGUAGUUGCCACUUAAAUUAUGUAAUGUGUAUUUUGUUGAGAACUUGUGAUGCAAUGGCCUAACAGGGUUCUUUUUUCACCAUAGUUUUUCAAUACAAAGUAAUCAUACUGUGCAUUAGAAAGUAAUUAUUCUUAUAUUGUAACCCACCUACCCCGAAAAAACAACAACAUUGUUUUUGAAAAUAUACCAUGUUUAUGGGGAGGGGGGAAAUGGUAAAAUGUUUUACUUAUGUAAAUCGUAUAACAUACUGUAUGUUUACUCAUGAAUGGGAAUAUAUAAUGAAUAAAAGUAAAGUUCUGGCUGUAAUGACCAAUAAAAGGUUGUCAUUUUUAAGCCAGCCAAUCAGUAGCUGUGAUAGCAAUCUGCAAACUACAGUUAUAAAACAAUCUGACAUGAGAUAUAUUAGCCCAUAUGGGUAAUACUAUAAUUUCAUUCCUACUUCCCACCUCCUCCCUCAGUCUUAUUUUGAAACUGUAUGUACAGAUUAACAUAUCCAUAAUGCUAAAACCUGUUCAGCCUAUGCAGACAAACUGUUAACAUUACACCACUAGUAUGUAGUAGUCCUUAUAAAGCUUACACGGUUUCUUGGCAUUGAUAAUUAGACAAGUGGAUGCAGUGUGAUGAGUGAAACUUAUCUUCAUCAUGGAGGUGAACAUUUAAUUUGGACAGUAUGCUAGAAUGGUCAAUAGAUUUUGACAAUAUUGUAUAGCAUCCAAACUUGGUGGUGUUUAUCGGGAUUAAAAAUCCAAGAAGACUGCUAUAACCUUAGACUGAAGCAUGUUUAAUUUUCUAAUAAUAUGUGAAACCAAUGUUAUUAAUAAUUAGUUGGUCCAUUCUAAUGAUGAAAAAUAUGAAUUAAUGUACCAAUCAGUCACUUUAUUGUUCAUCAUAUAAUUAUUUGUAUUUCAGGAUUUGUUUUAUUAAUUACCAUGUAGUAUGUACAUGAAAGUUAUUUCCUGCAUAUACAUUUCUACCACUAUGAUAGCAGCACUUGAUGGUCAACUUACUGUUAGAUGUAAAGGAGCUUUCUAAGUGGUCUGUGAUUACUAGUGAAGUCUUCAGAUGGCUGUUGUUCAAGAACUAAUUGUUGUACACUUGCUUGACUUCUGACCUGCACUUAUUCGCUUUAAUAAAGAUAACAUUUCUUUAUCUUU